Messenger RNA from Olea europaea var. sylvestris, 1106 nucleotides. RefSeq names its product protein MID1-COMPLEMENTING ACTIVITY 1-like. NCBI's taxonomy places the organism in Eukaryota, Viridiplantae, Streptophyta, Magnoliopsida, Lamiales, Oleaceae. The transcript has 7 exons. The record is from RefSeq and is a predicted model, not a curated record. The coding region runs from base 57 to 893 and encodes 278 amino acids.
AGAUCAUACCUCUCAUAACACUUGUGGAUAAUACUCGAGUCCGGGAACGAAUAGAAAUGAUUGAAAAGGAUCAAUGCGAAUAUACAUUGGAUGAUGAAGACAGGAAGGUGCAAGAUUUGAUUCUGAAACCUGAUCCCUCCCGAAAGGAUACCAUUGCCUUGAAGAAAACCCUUUCUUGUUCGUACCCAAACUUGCCCAUUGACGAGGCAAUAAUAAAGGAAAACGAGAAGCUUCAACUAGAACUACAAAAUUCACAAGCUAACUUAGAUGUUUGCCACUGUGAAAUGAUCCAGCACUUGCUCGAUGUUGCAGAAGCUGUUGCAAUUUAUCCGUAUCCUGAUAAGAGUUCUCCCAUAAAAGAGUCCAAGGUGGAUCAGGAUUAUGUACAUGUCAAUAGUGAGGAAGGACACUAUGAUGAUAACUACACUAAGAGUGACCAGAAAUUGGCAACUUCGAGAAACACUUCUUCAGUUUCCUCUGGGAAGGAUUUGCUGUCUUCUAAAGGUUCACAUCUCUUUGAUGAAUGGCAUUCGGAUUUACUCGGCUGCUGUUCGGAACCUCUUCUGUGCAUAAAAACUUUCUUUUUUCCUUGUGGCACAUUUUCUAAAGUCGCCUCAGUGGCGAAUAACAGGCACAUCUCUUCUGCAGAAGCCUGCAACGACUUGAUGGCUUAUUCGUUGGUAUUUUCGUGCUGCUGUUAUACAUGUUGCAUCAGAAGGAAGCUUCGAAAAACGCUUAACAUCACGGGUGGCUUAUUUGACGAUUUUCUCUCCCAUUUGAUGUGCUGCUGCUGUGCCCUCGUCCAAGAAUGGCGAGAAGUGAAGAUUCGUGGAGUUGAAGGUCAUGAUGAGAUAAAAACGAAUCCUCCAACUUUCCAAUACAUGGAAUCCUGAAUACCUGAAUUUUCGAAUAUAUGUUAACUUGUUUGUUGUACAGAAGUCAUUUGUCGAGUUAGUAGCUAGCCGUUGGUUAAUAGUUGCUUCAUGUGGAAUUUGUAUUGUGUUUUCGAACUCACCAUUCUGUAAAGUGUCCUUUUAAAAUUGUACUAGCUACAGGGAUUCUUUUACAUGAAAUGAAAUUUCUAGUGGUUUGAGUUUGUAGCUUUA